Monosiga brevicollis MX1 is the source of this 1161-nucleotide messenger RNA. RefSeq lists its product as uncharacterized. Bases 14 to 1102 code for a protein of 362 amino acids. The transcript has 11 exons. Lineage: Eukaryota; Choanoflagellata; Craspedida; Salpingoecidae. The record is from RefSeq and is a predicted model, not a curated record. Gene Ontology annotation, biological process: protein folding.
CAACCCACCAAGCAUGAAGUUCCUUGUGGUGGCAGCGCUGCUGCUGCAGCUCAUCGUGCUGGUGGCCGCUGGGCGCGACUUUUAUAAAAUUCUCGGCGUCGCGCGCACCGCCACCAAAAAGGAAAUUAAAAAAGCCUACCGCAAGCUGGCCAUGGAGCACCACCCCGACAAGAACCAGGGCAACGACGAGGCUGCCAAAAUUUUCCAGGACAUUGGUGCCGCCUACGAGGUGCUUUCGGAUGACGAUAAGCGUAAAAUCUAUGAUCGCCACGGCGAAGAGGGCCUCAAGGACGGUGGUCAGGGCCACGAUGCCUCCGACAUCUUCUCCAGCAUGUUUGGUGGCAGCUUUUUCAACAUGCACUUCGGCGGGAAUGGCCGCGGCGAAAAGCAAGUGCCGCGUGGCUCCGACGUUCACAUCGACCUUGAUGUCACCCUCAGCGAUCUGUACAAGGGCGCCUUUAUCGAGGUGCUGCACACCAAGGGUGUCUUUCGCGAAGCACCUGGCACACGCAAGUGCAAUUGUCGCACGGAAAUGCGGACUCAGCAAGUCGGCCCCGGUCAGUUUUCCAUGGCCAACGUCAAAGUUUGCGACGAUUGCCCCAACGUCAAACUGACCCAUGAGCACGUCGAAUUGGAUCUUGAGAUUGAGCCAGGCAUGGUUCAGGGCCAGGAGCUCAAGUUUCAUGCCGAGGGUGAACCCCAUGCUGACGGCGAGCCGGGCGAUUUAAUAUUCCACAUCAACACGCUGAAACACUCCCGGUUUCAGCGCGCUGGCAACGAUCUUUUGACAAACAUCACCAUCACCCUCGAGGAUGCCCUGACGGGUUUUGAGAUGGAGGUCAAGCAUUUGGACGGUCACAAGGUGCAGGUCAAGCGCGAGGGAAUCACCGCCCCCAACAGCAUCGUCAAGGUGGCGGGCGAGGGCAUGAAGUCCUUUGACAACAACCUCGAGCGGGGUGAUUUGUACAUUACCUUUGAUGUCGAGUUUCCCACCCUGAAUUUCCCGUCAGAGGCUGUUGAGAGCCUCAAGGAGCUCUUGGGUCAAGGCAGCAAGCAGCGCGUUUAUAACGGCCUCGAAUCCCGCUUUGUCAAGGGUGCAUAGAGCUGGACUUUUUGACGCCUGAUCAAUGCUGAAAACUUUACAAUUUACAUCAAAAAGCC